AUGGUGGUGGUAGACUCUUUAUCACAUAAUCAUGAGCUCAAGCAACUGAGAGAGAACGGAACGUUGAACAUAGAUGUAAAGAAGAAGUUCAUGAAGUUGACGUAAGUUUUUAAUUGAUUUUUGUUUUUUUAGGGAACUGGUAUGAAUAAUGGUUUUUCUAUGGAAUGCAUAUUGAAGUUAAUUUUACAUAGUAACUUGUUUUGAUUUUAUAUUUAUAUUUAUGUAUAUGAAUGUAUCAAAGUUAACAUUUUAGACUUUCUGAAGCUGUCAAGAAGCUGGACAUGCUUCAUAAUAAUGCUAUGAUGCAAAGUAGCGACUUGAAUCAGAGGUAUACGUUAUUCUUCAGAGUUGUUAACCUCUGUGAACUUGUGCUACAACGUUCGGACUUAAGUCAAAACAAAUGGGUAACAUUUUAAUUGUUUUAUAUGCUUAGGUUUAUGACAAAUGUCUCAUUACAACGUUGUUUUUUAAAUUACAUUUGCAUUUUUAAAAUAAUUUUAAUUACAAUUUUGUUUUCUACAAGUAUCUUGUGCAUUAUAGGCACCAGAUCGAGUCACAAGUAUCUUAAAAGAGGCAGUAUCGAUCUUGGAACGUUUAACAAUAGAAAUAAAACAACGCUCACAAUCUCGACAACUUCUCGACGACCGGUAUGAAGCCGAGUUCCGUCGUAGGCCAUCUCCAGUUCAAAAAGACCGAGAAAGAAGUCCAGCUAAACCAACUAAUGGGGUCGUUCAGUUCGAUACUUAUAUUACACCUUUCCAGUUGGUGAAGUACGUUGAAUUACACAACAAACCUGUUUUGAUUAUUGAUUUUCGAACAACACAUUCACCAGCGAUUAAGUACGAAGACAAGAACUUAAUUCAGGUUAUGGUGUUUGAGGAACGAUAUAUUGAUCGUGGGUAUGUUGAUAUUGUUUUUUUAUAUGUUGUAGUAUAACACAUGUUUGUAUGAUUGGUACACAAAAUGAACUUUAAUAUAAACUAGUUGUUGACUUACUUUUCAGGAUUUCCUACAACACUUUCUACAUAUACGUUGACAUUCACAGUCGCUUCAAACUUAACAAUGUGAACACUUACGGGUUUGUUGUUCUCAUGGGCGAUGAACUGUCGGAGGGAGUUACGUUGAGUGAUCAGAGUAGGACUAUGGCUUUAAGGUCAGCUUUGGCAGAACAUCUCUCACAACCCCCAUUACUGCUACAAGGUGGAUUUGCGGCUUUCGAACGUGCUUAUCCAAUAUAUGUGGAAAGGCCGUCUAACCGGCAAUUGAGUUUUGAGGGAUUAGACCCGUUUACUGCAUUGCUGGAACGGGCUAGGGCAGGUUGGUUAAUACAUUUUUGGUGAUUUUUAACGUUUAGUUAAUGAGGAGUUACUUCUCAUUAAAUUGCUUUCAUUAUUGUUCUUAAAAUACGGAAAAUAAUGAGUUAAACAUUUUUUAGAAAUUCCACGAGAAUUUUGUUACCCUGACCUUUCUGAUAACCCGAAACCAGUGCCAUUUCCAACUAACGAGUAUGACACCAAAAGAUCAGUUAUGGAACGUAUUGAUGAGCUGAAGCUACGAGACAGAAAGUCGCCAAGUCCAGCUAGAAAGACGUCAAGUAGAAGUUCAGUCAAAGACUAUGCCAAGAUUGAGAGUACAGUAAGACGAGAUUACACAGUCGGACCAAAGUCGUCAGUUUCGAGUGACACUAUCUCUAGAAUCGACAGAAGUCCCGUGAAACACAGCUCAAGCAACUUCAGCAUUUCUGCUUCUACUCGUAAGUAUAUUUGUAUUUUUCUGAAUUUAGAAGUACGCACUAUUAUAGUUAGGAACUAUACUAACACAAUGCCAUAUUUUAGAUGACAGUUACACGAGCCUAGAUGAAAGGCGAGAAAACUUUGAUUCUCUGGACCGGCCACUGAAACAGAAGCCGCGGCCUAUAGUGGACAGAACCAAGAAACCACACUUGGAAGGCAAGAAGGAAGUCACCGAGUUCCCAGUUGAGCAAAACGCUCAGCCAAAGUCGUAUGAAGAGAAGAUCGAGAGGAAUAUCGAAGUGAAACUGAAUGGGGAGACGAAUCUUAAUGGUAAUAGUAAUAACAACGGUGAACUUAAUGCUGACUAUAAUAUACGGCGUGUUAAUUUAGGUGGCGCUCGUAUUGACACAACAGCCAGCCAGUCAACCACAUUGUAAGUUAAUUAUUUUAGUUUGUUGAGGAGUUUUUAAGUUUUACAAGUUGUGAUUAAAUUUUUAAAUUUAUUGGCAUAAGUAACGAUUAGUUGUUUUUUGGAAAGGUAUUAUAUUAUGUUGUUUUAGAGUUCACCCACGUCCUUCUCAUCGACCUAGGCCUCCCACUCCAGAUCGUUCUACUAAAAAGCUUGCUCCAGAGAUUGAGUAAGUUGUUUAGCUAUGUAACACUAUGAUUUCACUACAUGAUUAUUGUACACAUAUUUACUGACUUAAUUCCAAACAGAUAAUGAAGAAUAAUAUCAACUUGUGAACAUAGAAAGUAAACGGGAUGAUUUUAGACAAAGAAAGAAGACGCUACGGGAUUUGUUUGUCUACACCGUCGAGGAUAUUCGAAAACAUCAGCGUACAAUGCCUUGUACUGUGCCUCCAGGUUGUACUGGUCUUUUCAAUAUGGGUAACACAUGCUUCAUGAAUGCAACUCUGCAGGCGUUGUUCAACACUCCUAAUAUGAGACAUUUCUUUUCGGAGGACAAGUUUCUGGACUAUGUUAAUGUGUAGGUUAAUGUUUGUAUUUUAAUUGAAUUUUUUUGAGGAUUUUACUGUGCAAGACGUGUUUUAUAUGUACAAAUUCAAAAAUGGUCUUACAGAGAGAAUUACAUGUUGUCAUGUAUGUUAGGGCGCACUAUUUGACUAGAAUCAAUACUCUUACUUUCAGGUAUAACAAACGAGGAACUGGAGGUGUGAUGGCUUCAUGCUUUUCAGCUAUGAUUGUAGUAAUGUGGUCCGGUAACUACAAAGCCAUUAGUACAUUAAGGUUUACGGUAAGAGCUUUGAAAUGUUUUUUUAAUUUAUGUAAAACCUUUUGAUACAUUAUCAUAGUAAUAAAUAGAUGGGUAAAAAUGUUUUGAACGUUGACUAAACAUUUAAAAUUUUCAGGAAGUCUUUUCAAAGACAUGUCCUGACUUGUGUGAUGGUCAACAACACGAUGCUCAAGAGUUUUUGGUAUUCUUAUUAGACGCCCUACAUGAAGAUACUAUACCUGUAAUGUUGGACAAAGUAAUGGAACAAAACUACGAUGGCCUAAACAUCGGGAUGGACUAUCAACACUACGUCAAGAAUUUGAAAAGCUUCAGGGAAUCUCCAAUCAUGAGCAUUUUUAAUGUAAGCUUUUUAUUCUGUGCUUUCUACUGCUUUUUUGUUGUACUAGGUAAAAAUUGUUUCGUAUUAUGCAAGUUUAUGAAAAUUUAACUUAAAGGUAACAAAUUUGAAAAUAUUUUUUCACGAUUUUUGAAUUUGAUUAUUUUAUAGCUGACAACAGCCAAUCAAAUUCAUUGUGGAUCUUGUAAUACUGGAAGUUUGACGUUUGCCGAAUCUACUCAAAUCAUGCUCGAACUACCAAUGCAGUCCUCAUGUCACAUCACACAAUGUCUCCAAAGUCACUUCAGAGAUCUCGUAGGUUUAUACAAGACUAUAUUGUGUUUAUUUUGAUGUAGAUAUUAUUAUAUUUUUUCAAUUUUAAACCUUCACAUUGCAGUAAUAAAUUCGAUUUGUAGAUUUUGGACGGCUCGAGUGCGUGGAAUUGUCCUCGUUGUGAACGAAAACAAAGAUCUCGAGUCGAGCAGAAGGUUUGGGUACUACCACCAGUACUAGUCAUCCUUCUGAAGCGGGUCAAACAGAAUAUGGAUGGAACCUUCGAGAAGAACACUAUUGGAGUUGACUUUGACAUCCACAACCUGGACAUGGCACCUUAUAUGCAUCAGAAGGCGGCCAAACAGAACUCAAAGUACAGAUUGUACGCGAUCACUAAUCACAGUGGUACCAUGAAUUCGGGACAUUACACAGCGUUUGUCAAGAAUCAGUAUCUGAACAAAUGGCUUAAGUUCGACGACGAUUACUGUAACGAAGUCAGCGAACACGAAAUUAAGGUGGGUCACGGUACUAAUCAGAAAAUAAUUAGCAGUUUGAAGUCAAUUUUUGGUAUAGCAUGAAUUUAUUACCUAAAAACGAGUUCAAGAGGGCCGAGUAAACACUGUUGUAUUUCUGAAGUAAUACUGUAUUCCUAAAACAAUACUGUACUUUUUCAGACAGAAAAAGCGUUUAUCUUGUUCUACACCAACGACACCCGCCUCCCUCCCUCUAUGUGA
Messenger RNA from Bursaphelenchus okinawaensis, 4311 nucleotides. Lineage: Eukaryota; Metazoa; Nematoda; Chromadorea; Rhabditida; Aphelenchoididae. The record is from the annotation of a GenBank genome assembly.